UCUCAAUCAAAGCUGAUUUUAACAGACCUGACGGAGGGUUCAACAAGUGCUCUUCGCGUAUUUCAUUUUAAUUAUUUUUUACAAGUACAUUACCAGCUGGUCAAUGUCCUUAUAAAAAAAAAAAAUACACUAAAAUCGGAUACAUUUUUUUAUUCUUACUUUUUUUGUUUCUCAUAUCAAAAAAAGUAGUUUUGUUACGUUCUGAUUAUUUUACUACACUUUUAAAGCCAUGACUUCGGGCAGUGAGCCUCUGGAAAUAACUGGCAAUGAGCUGGUCCAUACCCUCAGGACCCCCCGGUACCAGUACACCUCUGCCGGGUGUGUGGUGCUGGACUGCAGACCUUUCCUCGACUUUUCUUUGGCGCACAUUUGCGAGUCCCGAAAUGUCAACUGGAACUCAAUGCUGCGCCGAAGAUCCAAGAGCUCGGUGGUGGCUCUGGAGUGGCUCAUCCCGGAUAAGUCGCUCGUGGGCCGGCUGCAGAGAGGAGAGUUUUCCCCCGUGGUUGUGGUGGAUGAAAGCAGUCUCUCGGUGUCCGAGCUGAAGACAGAGAGUGUGGCCCAGAUGUUGCUCACUGCACUGCAGAACGAAGUGCACACGCAGAUCUGCUUUGUACAAGGUGGAUUUGCUGGAUUUUCUAAGGCCUACCCAGAGCUCUGUUACAGCUCUGCCAGCGUCUCUAAAGUGGAACCAGAGCCAACAGUGACAGGACGGAGGACACCAGCAUAUGAUCAAGGUGGUCCGGUGGAGCUGCUACCCUUCCUUUUUCUGGGUAGUGCCAUCCACUCAUCACGUAGAGAGACCCUCAUGGCAGCGGGUAUCACAGCCGUGCUCAAUGUGUCCUCCACAUGUCCUAACUUCUACGAGGGGGAGUUUCAGUACCUGCGGCUCACUGUGGAGGACACUCUGGCUGCUGACAUCCGAGCCUGCUUCUCCACAGCUAUCAACUUCAUCGACUCAGUGAAGCAGAGUGGAGGUCGGGUGCUGGUGCACUGCCAAGCAGGUAUCUCCCGCUCGGCUACCAUCUGCCUGGCCUACCUCAUGCACACGCAGCGUGUCAAACUGGACGAGGCCUUCGACUUUGUGAAGCAGCGACGUCAGGUCAUCUCCCCUAACCUGGCCUUCAUGGGACAGCUGCUGCAGUUUGAGACUGACGUGCUCUGCCAGGGUUGAAGUCCCAGAGACGCAUUAAGGGGAAGGAGCCCAACAUGACUGUACUUUUUAGUUAAUUGUGCUGGACUCUGAGGAUUAUCAGGACUCGUGUGCAUGUGUACUGUUUGUACUCUCAAAGCUAGUACAUUUCAGAAGUGUGUACAUUUAGAGAAAGCCAUUUGUGCUGCUGGCAUCACAUAACUGGUUGAUGUAAAGCAACAAAUGCGAAACAGCAAACAGAAGCUGGCAUUACAAGCUCUGCUGUUAAGAACCACAGUCUGAACUAUUAUGAUCCUGAGCCAGUAGGGUGGAGCAGCUAUGACAUAAUUUCCCUGACGUUCAACACUUGUGGGGAAUCGCGCCUGCUUGUCAGGUUUUGUCUGUGCAUUAUUUUGUGUGACAUAUGUGCCUGAUCUUUUACAAGGGCUGUCUCCUUUUAGACUCAAAUUCAUUCCUACACAGAUCAAACCCCUGUGAUAUGUCGUGUCUUUUUAUGAGACAACACUGUGAUACCUUCUAAAGCAAUACUGAACAAAUUACAUGUUUAUUUUUCUGAUAUAUGUAAAUGCACUAACUACAGUUAGUCUCAUCACUCUGUAUCCUGAGAGAGAAUGUUCAUUCAAAGUGUAAGAUUAUGUUUUUUAUAAUGUACAUAGAGUUUAUAUUUUUAUUUAUUACUUCAGCAACUUGUCAUGACAGUUUGGACGUGAUCACUGUCUGUUACUGCACUUUAUGCCUACACAGUUUGGCUGAUUCCUGCUGUUUUUUCCACUGAAAUAAAAACAUGCUAUGGAACACA
Molecule: messenger RNA, 1949 nt
Organism: Notolabrus celidotus (New Zealand spotty)
Lineage: Eukaryota; Metazoa; Chordata; Actinopteri; Labriformes; Labridae
Gene: dusp2
Product: dual specificity phosphatase 2
Exons: 4
Coding region: 230-1171 (313 amino acids)
Biological process (GO): protein dephosphorylation; endoderm formation; negative regulation of MAPK cascade
Cellular component (GO): nucleus; cytoplasm
Molecular function (GO): MAP kinase tyrosine/serine/threonine phosphatase activity; protein tyrosine/threonine phosphatase activity
Source: RefSeq, a predicted model, not a curated record